CGAGGAUCAAAACUAGUCUAUAUUUUAUUGAGAAACUUAAAAGAAAAAUCGUAAAUAGUUAUUUUAUAAUAUACGUUUGAUGUUGCUCUUGUUUUAUACCUUUCAUUUUUUUAAAAGGAUAUUUCUUCAUUAAAUAUCUUCACUCUUGAUAGUAAGGUAUCAGAACAGCAAAACACGUUCAGUUUUGUGGUUAUUAGAGCAAAGAGCAGAAGAAAGAAGAAAGGGAAGCGCGCGAGUCAUAUAAGAAAAGUAUGAACACAAGAGCGGGAGCUAACUCACAAUCCCAGCCACAGCCAUCAAGACGACAACAGCACCUCCACUACGCCAGCUCCCCAACGACGUCGUCUCAUUCUUCAUGCUGCUGCUGCCUCUUCCUCCUCUUCUCCUUCUUCGCUCUCUUAGUCCUCGCCGCGCUUCUCGUAAUCGUGCUCGCCAUCAAGCCCAAAAGCCCGCACCUGGACCUCCGCCAAGUGGGCCUCCAGUACAUGGCCCUCGUGCCCAACCCAACUCGCCCAGGCCCAUCGACCGCGAAGCUCUACCUCGUGAUCCGGUUGGUGCUGGCGGUGGUGAACCCGAACGAGGUGGGGAUCAGGUGCGGCGAGUCCAGAGUCACGGUCGUGUACCGGGACACACCCUUGGGCAGGACCUCCCUGCCCGCGUUCUGCCAGCGCGCUCACACCGUGAAGGAGGUGGUGGCCACCAUGGCAGUGGAUGACGUUAACUUGUCCAACGCCGAUGGUGCUGACUUCGCCAGAGACGCGUUGCUCAAUGACAGGGUCGAGCUGAGGGUGUUGGCCCAUGUCGCCACCAAGAUUCGCCUCUUCAACCUACCAUCUCCUCCACUUCAGGUCUCAGUGAAUUGUGUAAUAGUGAUAAGUCCAAGAAAGCAAUCUCUAACUUACAAGCAGUGUGGAUUCGAGGGAUUGAAUUAAUGUUUAAUGAGGGGUGUUCAUCGAUCUCAUCUACUAAGACUUGACAGCAUCAGUAAAAUUCCUUAUUUUUCACUCAAUUUCUCAUUUGACUCUCAUUUCUUCCAGUAAUUAACUUGAGGAAGAUAUUUGAAUGCCAAAGGAGAAAUUCAAAGAUUGGAUGGGAGAGGGGGAGGAUUAAGGUGAGUUUGAAUAGUAACUUAAGGAAUUUACACAAAAAUUGAUUAACUGGAAAGGUGAGGAGGAAGAUUUCAGAAAGGGUAUCAAAUGAAGAUGUUCAGCAGUUGUCGAAGAAUUUUGUUACUUCACUAGCUACUUGGAAGGAAGACCAAAAACUGAGGAAAGCUAUGAUGAUGUGUAUAAUACAACCCAAUGAAUAGCUGAGGUAUACUUUUCUUUCUUUAUUUUGGGUCAGGCUAAGGCAUUGCUGACUUUGAUUCUUAUGCUCUCAACUUGCUUGGACUCCUCGCUGAAUGCCUUGGACAUGCCCUCAACUUGAAGUAUAUUCAACGAGGAAUCAAUGUAAAGUUAAAUGACUAGUGUUUAUAAUUCAAGAUUGAAUUUUAUGUAUUGUUAAGUGUAAAACAUUUUAACAUACACUUAAUUGGAAUUCACCUACUUUUACUUUUUUCUUACCGAGUUCUACCUUGUUCGAUCUCCAAGAUACUGGCCUCCGAUGAUUGGUCCAACGUGUACUCUCUGUUCUAAUUCUCUUGCUUUGAGCGAGGUGUGAGACACCUGCAAGGGACUAUGAUGCAUAAGUCAAUAGGUGUUUAAAUGAGUAUUUGAUCUAUUGAAUAGUACUUACCUUUCUCUUC
Glycine soja is the source of this 1747-nucleotide messenger RNA. RefSeq lists its product as uncharacterized. Gene Ontology annotation, cellular component: plasma membrane. Bases 252 to 932 code for a protein of 226 amino acids. The transcript is spliced from 2 exons. Lineage: Eukaryota; Viridiplantae; Streptophyta; Magnoliopsida; Fabales; Fabaceae. The record is from RefSeq and is a predicted model, not a curated record.